This is a messenger RNA of Dipodomys spectabilis (banner-tailed kangaroo rat), 2471 nucleotides long. RefSeq names its product zinc finger protein 484 (gene Znf484). Gene Ontology annotation, molecular function: RNA polymerase II cis-regulatory region sequence-specific DNA binding; DNA-binding transcription factor activity, RNA polymerase II-specific. The coding region runs from base 120 to 2456 and encodes 778 amino acids. The transcript has 6 exons. The record is from RefSeq and is a predicted model, not a curated record. Gene Ontology annotation, biological process: regulation of DNA-templated transcription. Lineage: Eukaryota; Metazoa; Chordata; Mammalia; Rodentia; Heteromyidae.
CCACGGGCUGCUGUUAAAAUGAAGCCGGUGACGGUGUAGUUCUGGCCACUCCGGUCACGGCCUGGGGCAGAGAGCGCGGAGGGGAACAGAUCUCUGCCCCUUUUCCAGAAGAGCCAGCAAUGAACAAGUCCCUGGGAUCAGUGUCCUUCCAGGAUGUCCUUGUGACCUUCAGCAGGGAGGAAUGGCAACACCUGGACCUUGCUCAAAAAAACCUGUACAGGGAUGUGAUGCUGGACAACUAUUUCAACCUGAUCUCCGUUGAUGAGGCCAUUGGUUUUGAGAAUCUACAACAGGGACCCUGUGAAGCAGUUUCUUUCCAGUCUGAGAGACUUAGUCUUUUCCAAGGACAUGACUCUUAUUGUGCUAUUAGAGAAUUGUGGCAAGAUGAGAAACAGAGAGGGAGAUCUGAGAAAAAACAGAGCAAACCUGGAAGUUGUGUUUCCUUCUGCAACAAGGCAACAAGAGCCUGUGAGAGGGACUGUGAACGUGAGGACACUGAGAAAAUGGUUCCUGCAUACACACACCUCGCUCCUUCAGAAAAAAGAUUCCCUUCCUGUGACUCAUGUGGAGAGAGUUCAGAGCCUCUUGGAAGCUUAUAUAAUCACAGCAGAAACAAUCUGACAGAAACUGUUGAAGAGAUGAUGGAAUAUACUGAUAUUUUUACACGUAUGAAUUUUCCCACAACUGUGAAUGCUCGUGAAGACAGACAGUGUCAGCCCCUUCUGAGUCAAAAGCGGGCUCUCACUCAGCAUUGGAAAGUUCCUACUGAGGAUAACCUUUAUUCAUUUUCUGACUAUGUGAAACUUUUCACCCAAGACUUGCCUCUCUCUAAGCAUCAAGAAAUUUGUGCUGAAGAAAAACAGCCUGAGUGUCACAAACAUGAGAGAGUCUUUGCUCAGAAAUCUCAACUUGCUAUAUCUCAGAGAAUUUGUAUAGGUGGGAAACCUUGGAUAUGUACUGAAUCGGAGGAUUUUUCCCUUGUGUCAAACCAUCAGAAAACUCAAAGUGAGGAAAAUUCCCAUGAACGUGCUAAGUAUGGAAGAACCUUUAUUCAGAACUCUGAUCUGCUCAGAUGCCCAAGAAAUCCUGCAGGAGAAAAACAUUAUGAAUACAGCAAAUGUGGGGAAAGCAUCUCUCAGAAUUCAAUCCUCAAAACACAUAAAAACUUAUAUACCACCAAUCAACACUUUAAAUGUACUGAAUGUGGAAAGGCCUUCACAAGAAAAUCAACACUAAGUAUGCAUCAGAAAAUCCAUACAGGAGAAAAACCCUAUGUAUGCACUGAAUGUGGGAAGGCCUUUAUCCGGAAGUCACAUUUUAUCACACAUGAGAGAAUUCAUACUGGAGAGAAACCUUAUGAAUGCAGUGACUGUGGAAAAUCCUUUAUAAAAAAGUCACAACUCCAUGUACACCAGCGAAUCCACACAGGAGAGAAUCCUUUUAUAUGUUCAGAAUGUGGGAAGGUCUUCACUCACAAGACAAAUCUCAUUAUACACCACAAAAUUCACACUGGAGAGAGACCCUAUAUAUGUACUGUGUGUGGAAAGGCCUUUACUGACAGGUCAAAUCUCAUUAAGCACCAAAAAAUUCACACUGGAGAAAAACCUUAUAAGUGCAGUGACUGUGGAAAAUCAUUCACUUGGAAGUCACGGCUCAGGAUCCAUCAGAAAUGCCAUACUGGAGAGAGACAUUAUGAAUGCAGUGAAUGUGGGAAAGCCUUCAUUCAGAAAUCAACACUAAGUAUGCACCAGAGAAUCCACAGAGGAGAAAAACCCUAUGUUUGCCCAGAAUGUGGGAAGGCUUUCUUCCACAAAUCUCAUUUUAUUACUCAUGAGAGAAUUCAUACUGGAGAGAAACCUUAUGAAUGUAGUGGUUGUGGGAAAUCCUUCACUAAGAAAUCACAACUCCAUGUCCAUCAGCAGAUUCACACAGGCGAGAAGCCAUAUCGAUGUGCUGAGUGUGGAAAGGCCUUCACUGAUAGAGCGAAUCUCUUUACACAUCAGAAAAUUCAUACUGGAGAGAAGCCCUAUAAAUGUAGUGACUGUGGAAAAGCCUUCACUCGGAAAUCAGGCCUUCAUAUCCAUCAGCAAUCCCACACAGGAGAAAGACAUUAUGAGUGCAGUGAAUGUGGGAAAGCCUUCGCAAGAAAAUCAACACUAAUUAUGCACCAGAGAAUUCACACAGGAGAGAAACCUUAUAUUUGUACUGAAUGUGGGAAGUCCUUUAUCCAGAAAUCACACUUAAAUAGACAUAGACGAAUCCAUACUGGAGAGAAACCCUACAAAUGUAGUGACUGUGGGAAAUCUUUCAUUAAGAAGUCACAACUCCAUGAGCAUCAUCGGAUUCACACAGGAGAGAAGCCAUAUAUAUGUGCUGAAUGUGGAAAGGCCUUUACCAUCAGAUCAAAUCUUAUUAAACACCAGAAAAUUCAUACAAAACAGAAAACCUAUGUCUAGUUCAUGUAACUAAUG